GGCGGCGAGGAGGCGCCGGGCCCCCGCGGGGCUUUGCCGCCGGUCCUUCCCCGCUGUGGUGAGCCCUGCGCGGGCAGGUGCGGCGGGCGAGGCCGCUGCCCCGCGGCGGGCCGGCGCACGGAGGCUUCGUCAAUGGAAGUAUGUUACCAGCUGCCCGUGCUGCCGCUGGACAGGCCGGUGCCGCAGCACGUCCUCAGCCGCAGAGGGGCCAUCAGCUUCAGCUCCAGCUCCGCGCUCUUCGGCUGCCCCAACCCCCGGCAGCUCUCGCAGAGACGUGGAGCAAUUUCCUAUGACAGCUCUGAUCAGACUGCAUUGUACAUUCGUAUGCUAGGAGAUGUGCGAGUAAGAAGUCGGGCAGGAUUUGAAACAGAGAGAAGAGGUUCUCAUCCAUACAUUGAUUUCCGUAUUUUUCACUCAAAUUCUGAAAUCGAGGUCUCUGUGUCUGCAAGAAAUGUGAGAAGGUUGCUUAGUUUCCAGCGAUACCUGAGAUCUUCCCGUUUUUUCCGUGGUAUCACUGUUCCAAAUUCUUCAAACAUUUUAGAUGAUGAUUAUAAUGGACAAGCAAAGUGUAUGCUGGAGAAGGUUGGAAAUUGGAAUUUUGAUAUUUUUCUUUUUGAUAGACUGACAAAUGGAAACAGUCUAGUCAGCUUAACCUUUCAUCUGUUUAAUCUACAUGGACUAAUUGAACACUUCCAAUUAGAUACGAUGAAACUUCGUAGAUUUUUGGUUAUGGUUCAAGAAGAUUAUCACAGUCAAAAUCCUUAUCAUAAUGCAGUUCAUGCUGCUGAUGUGACUCAGGCCAUGCACUGUUACUUAAAAGAGCCCAAGCUUUCCAAAUCUUUAACUCCAUGGGAUGUCCUGCUCAGUUUAAUAGCAGCUGCCACACAUGAUUUGGAUCACCCAGGCGUUAACCAACCUUUCCUAAUUAAAACAAAUCAUUAUUUAGCGACUUUAUAUAAGAAUACCUCAGUAUUAGAGAACCAUCACUGGAGAUCGGCAGUGGGGUUGCUGAGAGAAUCUGGUUUAUUUGCACAUAUGUCAUUAGAAAACAGGCAGCUGAUGGAGAGCCAGAUAGGUGAUCUCAUUCUUGCUACAGACAUCAGUCAACAAAAUGAGUACCUGUCCAUGUUCCGAUCCCAUUUGGAUAGAGGAGAUCUAUGUUUAGAGAAUGCAAACCAUCGUCACUUCAUCUUACAGAUGGCUUUGAAGUGUGCAGAUAUUUGUAACCCCUGUCGGACAUGGGAGCUGAGCAAGCAGUGGAGUGAAAAAGUAACAGAGGAGUUCUUCCAUCAAGGCAAGUAAGAGUAGAAGUAUCUGUUAGUAUAAAAUGUAUUUAGUGUGGUGAAAGCAUCCAUGACCCCUAGACCGUUUAUAUUUAGCACUAGCAGGGAUGUCCAGUAUGGGAUUUUUUUACUUUCAUGGGUUGUGUUUCCUGCAAAAGGUCAGUUACUAAAGCUCUGCAGCAAAUCUGAACCUGAAAUGGCUGAUGCAAUACAUCCUUUUGUAUAAAGGGGCUCCAGAUUAAUAAUUAUGGCCACUUUGAAAUUGCCCUAGCAGUUUCAGCAAAUUAUGGAAUAUGUUCAUCAUGUGUCUUCAAUAUUUAAACUUAAGCUCUAAGGCUGGUUGGUAAGCAGGUAAGAGCCAGGGAGGUUUUAGUUACUGUGAGCAAUUAAUAAACCCUUUAACUGACUAAUGGAGUGAAUUUGCUCCAUUUUUAUUAAAUUGUUUUACAAUACAAUUAAGGCUAGUUUGGUGGACUUGAGACCUCCUAAUUUGCAUGUGAAUAUGGUAAAUGGGGAACAUUUAUUUAUUUAUUUAUUUGAUGCUAAUUAUGUGAGACUUAAUCUUAGAUAAAGGUGAUGGGGAAGCAGAAACAAAAUUGCCUUUAGCGAGAAAUUUCUGAAGGCUAAGCUAUCCUCUUCCAUAUUGCUGAGGGGGGAUUAAUUUGUAAUUUCUUUGACAAUGUAGGAGGUUUUGCAAGAAAGAGGAUGGUAAUCCUUCAGGAAACCUGUGUGGUUCUAUGGGGUUUCUGUAAUUACUGUUUGAUGAAAAACACCAAGUGUUUAAAUGCAGUUGUAAGUAUUGUCAUCUGACAGAUCAACUUGGUUUUUUGUGAGAUGGGAAGAGAAUUAAAUGCAUACCACCAGCUGCAGGGUAGUGUCCUUGUUAACCAGCACUUCUGUUAGUGUUUGAUUUGUUUGGGACUUGAUGAUUUAAUGGUUGCCUUUUACUUUUGUUUCUUUAGGUGAUAUUGAAAAAAAAUAUCACUUGGGUGUGAGUCCACUUUGUGACCGACAGACAGAAACUAUUGCCAACAUCCAGAUUGGUUUUAUGACUUACUUAGUGGAACCACUGUUUGGGGAAUGGGCCCGGUUUUCCAACACGAGGCUGUCACAGACAAUGCUUGGCCACCUGGGACUGAACAAGGCGAGCUGGAAGGGAGUGCAGAGGGAACAGUUGGGCAGCGGUGACGAUGUUGACCCCACCUUUGAGGAAAUGGACUCAGACAUUUUACCUCAGGAACCUCGAUUGUCCUGACCUCAAUCUCCAUGACAAAACUGCCUCUUCCCUCGGUAUCUGCACGGUUGGAUUAAAGGAGACACAUGCCAGCCCAAGGUUUUGGUAAAACGGUAAAAUGAUGCCAGCAUUAUUUAUUUCCAAGUUUUCCUUUGACACAGACCAUUUGACCCAGAAUUUUUUUAAGCCGCCAGAUCUGAACAUAGAGCAAUAUGCACCCGCCUCAGUUGGUUGUCGUUCGGAACCUCGAAUAUGCAAAGCACAGCAGUGACUGAGCCUUGGCACAAUGGGACGAAAGCUUCAUUGUGCCCCGUGGCUUGGGUUUUCUCACGAUAUUUGGAAUACGGUCUUCAAAUCUAAGACUUGACACGGAUUAUUUCACUCCCUUGGAAUUUAGCAAGACUUGCAUAAAUGUGUUCAAAGCAUACCUUCCACUCAGUCCCUGUUUUAAUACGGAAAUGUGAAGUGCCCAUCCUCUGCUGCCUCUGGCAAGACUUGAUGUUUACAAAUGUACUCUGAAACUAUCGGUUCUAGACUUAACCUUUGCGCAUGGCUGUGAAGGAACCACUAACUUGGGUUUUUUGCUUUUUUAAAAGAAAAAGAUCAAAUCUGAGACUGCAGCUCUUGUUUCUUUGGAUGCCAGAAAAGCCUCCCAUUUGCCAUAAUUUUGUUUGUGCACUGGGAACUGAGCAUUCAUCAUAGAGCACAGCCAAGCUUUACUCCAGUGCUAUAUGGGAAUGCAAUUUUUUAACGGCAAAAAAACCACUUCUGAAUCUGGGAAGGGAAGGGUGGGGGGGGGAAGCGUCCGAACUGCAUUGCGAUUCUGCAGUGGGAACAUCGCAUGUUGUUCUCACUAUUGUACACUUGAACUGCACAUGCAAGAAAAAGGUGGAAUGUCUAAACACCAUAAUCAGCUCAGGGUAUUUGCCAAUCUGAAAUAAAGUGGGAUGGGAAGCGUGUCCUUCAGAACAAGGGUACAAAUGCCCCUUUCGCUGCAGCGUGUGUGUAUGUGUGGGUGUGUGAGUACGUUUGGGACGGGGGAGGGCGGGAGGGCUCGGGGAAGGGUUUGAACGGCAACAUUUUUUCUUUUUUGUUUUUUGUUUUUUUUUUAAUUUAUUCUUUUAGAAUGUGACAAUUUCAUGAACAGCCACACUGGGGAGGAAACUGUAACAAAUUGCUACAGAUGCCUUAAACUAUGCACAAAGCUAAGUGACCAAAUUUGUUUUUGAUUUGAAAAAAAAAUAAUAAAAAAAAGUGCAUUGUUUACGUAUUCCUCCCUCUACUAAAACAUUACCCACUGAUGGGUUUUUGAUGGGAAAAGGAGAAAAUGUUUUUUAGGGCAAAAUUAAAGGACUAAUUUUAAACUUAAAACAUUCCAUUUUUGUAAUUUGUUUUACAUCGUUUUAAGUACAGUAAGCACAACUGUAAUCUAGUUUCAGAAACUGGUGCUUUCUUUUAGUUCAUUUGUAUUUCCCUGUUGUUAUUAUUGUAAAAGACUGUUUAUUAAUUCUGUUUACAGUUUGUUGCAACAGCCAUUUUUGGAAGAGAGCUUCAGCGUAAAGCCAUUUGUAAAGGCUUUGCCAUAUUCAUUUUAAUAUGUGCCUGUUGCUGUUAACUUUUAAUUAAUAAAACAAAAUCUUUUUCACAUUAUGCUCCUGUACAUUUAAGUUAUGAUUGAGUCCAGCGUUGUGGAAAGGUAGCUAAGGUUGCAGUCAGCUUCCACUGUAAAACUAAGCCAACUUUUGGAUUUGAAAAUACUAGUCCUCGUAUGCCAAAAUUUAUUGCCUCUUGGAGCUUGGCCUUUUACUGUUUGAAAAGCAAAUCCUGACUUACCUGAUUGUUUCCCUUCUAAAACUGUUUAUUAUUCUUUCAUGUUCCCUGAAGUAGUAUCAUUAAUCUCAAAGUGGCCAUGUUUAAAGAAAUAAAUUUCUAAUGAAACCUG
Molecule: messenger RNA, 4459 nt
Organism: Poecile atricapillus (Black-capped chickadee)
Lineage: Eukaryota; Metazoa; Chordata; Aves; Passeriformes; Paridae
Gene: PDE7A
Product: phosphodiesterase 7A
Exons: 12
Coding region: 133-1302 (389 amino acids)
Molecular function (GO): 3',5'-cyclic-AMP phosphodiesterase activity
Source: RefSeq, a predicted model, not a curated record